This is a messenger RNA of Striga hermonthica, 780 nucleotides long. NCBI's taxonomy places the organism in Eukaryota, Viridiplantae, Streptophyta, Magnoliopsida, Lamiales, Orobanchaceae. The record is from the annotation of a GenBank genome assembly.
AUGGCUGACACCGGCAGCAUCACGGCCAACGAGAGGCGGUGGAACUGCCUCGUCGAGCUCGCGGCUAUGCUUUCCGAAGGCAGAGUUCGACUCGAAGAUCUACUCUCCCAACUAAAAAGCCCAUCCCCAUUGGAGGGCUUCUCAAGAAAGGCCAAGCGUUCCCCAAGAACCGGGCCGAAACCUGCCGAUGAAAAGCCCGAAUCCAGCUCGGCCCGUAUCAAGAUAAAGUUCAAGAACCUUCAAACCGGCAGGCCCACAAACCCUAACCCUAACCCUAUCCAACUCACAAGCAAGAAGAAGCCGAGGUUCAAAAUUGAGGACCACGUCAUGAUGACGAGGACCGUCGACCCACCCGACCCUGGCCCGGCCCGUGAGUUCGUGGACUACAUUAUCGAGAACUCGGGUCGACCCGGGAGCGUGGUUUUGGUGAUCGAGAAGAAGCUGUUCUGGUCGGACGUGAGCCCGGGCCACGCCAGGCUGUCGGUGCCGGGCUGCCAGGUCAAAAACCGGUUCUUGUUGGAGAGAGAAGCCGAGAAGCUGAAGAAGUCGAGCACGGGAAUCGAGGCGAAGCUCGUGCAGCCAAACGUGAGGGAAUGCGGAGUGGAGUUGAAGCUGUGGGAGUCGAACUCGAUGUACGCGUUGAUCGGCGGGUGGAUGGAUAUCGUGGCUACAAACGAGCUGGCGGUCGAGACAUGUGUCAGGCUGUGGGCCUACCGGACGGUAGACUCCGAUGAGCUGUGCUUAGUCUUGGAAAAGAUUCCGAAAGGGUUAAUGAAUUGA